GCUCUCAGCCUUUGCUCCGCGCUAGACCCGGCGCCGCCGCCCGGCUGCUUCUCCGCUGCGGCUUCCCACCUCCGAGGUCCCAGCCUCCGGGCCGGGGCCGCCAGCGCCGCCGCAGGACGGGGAGGCGGGCCAUGGCGUCCUGCGUGGGGAGCAGGACCCUGAGCAAAGACGAUGUGAACUACAAGAUGCAUUUCCGGAUGAUCAACGAGCAGCAAGUGGAGGACAUUACCAUCGACUUCUUCUACCGGCCGCACACCAUCACCCUGCUCAGCUUCACCAUCGUCAGCCUCAUGUACUUCGCCUUCACCAGGGAUGAUUCGGGUCCAGAAGACAACAUCUGGAAGGGCAUCCUCUCUGUUAUUUUCUUCUUUCUCAUCAUCAGUGUGUUAGCGUUUCCCAAUGGUCCCUUUACUCGACCUCAUCCAGCUUUAUGGAGAAUGGUUUUUGGACUCAGUGUGCUCUACUUCCUGUUCCUGGUCUUCCUCCUCUUCCUGAAUUUCGAGCAAGUGAAAUCCAUAAUGUAUUGGCUGGAUCCAAAUCUCCGCUAUGCCACCAGGGAAGCCGAUAUCAUGGAGUAUGCUGUGAACUGCCACGUUAUUACCUGGGAGAGAAUUGUCAGCCAUUUUGAUAUCUUUGCAUUUGGUCAUUUCUGGGGCUGGGCCAUGAAGGCCUUGUUGAUCCGUAGUUACGGUCUCUGCUGGACAAUCAGUAUUACCUGGGAGCUCACUGAGCUUUUCUUCAUGCAUCUUCUGCCAAAUUUUGCCGAGUGCUGGUGGGAUCAAGUCAUCCUGGACAUCCUAUUGUGUAAUGGCGGAGGCAUCUGGUUGGGCAUGGUUGUUUGCCGGUUCUUAGAGAUGAGGACUUACCACUGGGCAAGCUUCAAGGACAUUCAUACCACCACUGGGAAAAUCAAAAGAGCCGUACUGCAGUUUACCCCGGCGAGCUGGACCUAUGUUCGCUGGUUUGACCCCAAGUCUUCCUUUCAGAGAGUGGCUGGGAUAUACCUUUUCAUGAUCAUCUGGCAGCUGACAGAGUUGAACACCUUCUUCUUGAAACAUAUCUUUGUAUUCCAAGCCAGUCAUCCUCUAAGUUGGUGUAGAAUUCUUUUUAUCGGUGGCAUCACGGCUCCCACAGUGAGACAGUACUACGCUUACCUCACGGACACACAGUGCAAGCGCGUGGGCACACAGUGCUGGGUGUUUGGGGUCAUUGGUUUCCUGGAAGCUAUCGUGUGCAUAAAAUUCGGACAAGAUCUCUUCUCCAAGACCCAAAUACUCUAUGUUGUGCUUUGGCUUCUUUGCGUGGCUUUCACCACUUUCUUGUGUUUGUAUGGCAUGGUGUGGUAUGCAGAACACUAUGGCCACCGGGAAAAGACCUAUUCAGAGUGUGAGGAUGGUACCUACAGCCCAGACAUCUCCUGGCCUCACGGGAAGGGCACAAAAGGUUCUGAAGACAGCCCACCCAAGCAUUCAGGCAACAACGAGAGCCAUUCUUCCAGACGAAGGAACCGGCAUUCCAAGUCGAAAGUCACCAACGGAGUUGGAAAGAAAUGA
Molecule: messenger RNA, 1553 nt
Organism: Chrysochloris asiatica (Cape golden mole)
Lineage: Eukaryota; Metazoa; Chordata; Mammalia; Afrosoricida; Chrysochloridae
Gene: PTDSS1
Product: phosphatidylserine synthase 1
Exons: 13
Coding region: 132-1553 (473 amino acids)
Biological process (GO): phosphatidylserine biosynthetic process
Molecular function (GO): L-serine-phosphatidylethanolamine phosphatidyltransferase activity
Source: RefSeq, a predicted model, not a curated record